UGCCAUGGGCGCCCCGCGUCGCCUGGCAACCGCCAGAGAGAAGGGGAAGGAGGGCCGAGGUGAACUCUCGUACCCAACGAAGUCAGAGGGGUAUCGAAUUGUGUGAUGUGAGAUGGCCUGAUAAAACACCUAAUUGAGAAGAAACUUUGCUACUUGGACUGAAGUUAUUUUUCAGAUAUCACAAGUAGUAAUAUUUGGGAGGCUGAAUUACAACACAAGUCAUGAACACCAAUGAUUUUAUAGUUCUCCCAAAGGGAAAAACUGGAAACUCUGUAAAAUUAAAAGCCAAAAAUACGCGUGAGCUGCAAGUAGAGAAAGUAAAGUUAGAACUGGAAAAUGUGGAGAUGGAGAAAAAACUACAGCAACUUCAAGCAAGCAUGAGUAGGGAAAAAGAAGAAAGAGAGUCAAGUGGAUAUCACUGGAAAUCUGGACAGGCAAUUCAAUCAGGAUAUCAAUCGCAGAGACAGUUGCAAAAUAAAGAAAAUUUUGUUAAGAUUUCUUCAGGGAAAGUAAAAUUAAAAGCACUGAAAGAGACUAGUCAAGAAACAGAGAAAGAAUCAUAUGACUACAAAAUGGCAAGUGACAGUGUCCUUGAAAAAUCCAAAACAAGAGGAAAAGCAUGUGGACAAUGCGAGAUUAAAACAGCCCAACUGGUCUGUUUAGAAUGUGGGGAAGAUUACUGUGUGAGCUGCUUUGCCAAAAUUCAUCAGAAGGGGGCAUUAAAGUUCCAUAGAACAACUCUUUUGCAGACAAAAUCUCAUGUGCCAUUCAGUAAAUUGGAUGUUGAACAUCAGUUCCUGAAGGAUGUUAAUUCUGAUGCAUCUAAGGUGAAGCAUGAUCUGAGGAAAGAUAUUAGUAAUACUCAGUUGCCAUCACAAACUCUUUUGCAAACAAACAGCUCUCAGAUAGAUACUCCGGCACUAGGCAGGACUGAGUUUGCUAAUCAGAAAGGAGGAUUAUUGCUUCAGGGUUCAUUUGAUGAAGAUGAAUCUGCCAAGUCUUUCCAGGAAAUUUUAACUCACUGGAGAACUGGAAAUUAUGGACAGAAGGAGAGGGAGAAAAAUUACUCUCAAGAGGCUAAAGCAGAUCCAAAGGCUGCAUGUGAGGUACAAACAAAUCUUAAAAUUUUGAGAGAACCACUUGAAAUUGAGUUUCAAGGAAACAGUUUGUCCUACAUGGAAAAAUUAUGGCUUAAGAAGUACAGAAGUAGUCCACCAGUAAAUGUCCCGAAUAAAUUCAGACAACCGCAAACAUCACCCGAGGAACCCGAUUGUAUUCUAAAUGGGAAAGACAAUAUUAAAGCUGAAGAGAUGCAAUUUCAUCAAACUGCUAACUCCUUAAGAGAAGACACUGAUAUAGAAAGACUUGAAGAAUCGUGUGUAAACAUAGUGGAAGUAAAUGAUACUUAUGAAGAGGAACUCAAAGGCGAGGAGAGUUUCGUGCCUUACAGAGUUGAAAUAGCCGAGUCCAACAGCCAAUGCAGUUGGAGAGUGCCUGAGUAUCAGAAGAAUGGAUUUCAUUUCGGAGCACCCCUAUGGCUUUCAACACAUCUAAGUGUAGACUGUUUGUAUUCUGCUUUAAUUAAAGAAAAAACUGACCCCUUCACCCUUUGUAGUGGCACAGAUCCGCUGCCAUGUAAAGAGAUUCAUAAAGUAUCUGCAGCAAAAACUUUCCCAGAUGAAUUGCAAAAACGAGCAAAUGCUGAUGUCCUCUCCACCAACACAGAAGAAAUGGUGCCCAGCAAUCCUUCUGACAGAUAUUUAAGACAGAAGAAAAGCAAUAAAGUUGAACAUGAUGCAUUUCUGGGUUCAAGCCUGACACCUGAGAGAACCUCAUAUCUGUUUAAUACAGAUUUUGAUCCUUCUUCCUCUAGAUCAAGAACUUACCAAAAUACUGAAGAAUACCUGAAAUUUAGCAAUUUGAAAGACAGUGCUAAUGUAGAAAUUCCAGAACUUUCAAAGCCAUCAAAGGUAUUACAAGAAAUAGCCCUUAGAAGAAAACCUGUAUCUGACCAGUAUCAAGGACUCGAAAGAUUCUUUCUUGCUGGUGCAACCUCUGUGAAAGGAAGAACCAGCCCAUUUCUUUCAGGUGGUUCAGAAUGCUGCUCUCCCAACACUACAAUUACAUUUACAGGUAAUGGGCAGUGGAUAUCUGGCAGCAGCUUAAGUGAAUUUGCUGAUGAGUCAGUGGUGCAGAGUGUUCUGUUAAGUGCCCCAAGUGAACCUUCAAGGAGAAUACAACCCAAAAUGGGACCUCCUUCCCGAAGACCCACAUCCACAAAUCUUCCUCCUGUCAAAACUCCUCAAAGGAACCGUGACCACUUCAAAUCUUUUCAUCCAGAACCACGGAGUGUUUCUGCCCAGCCAUUGUCCAGAGCCGCUUCUGAAAUUUCAGAAAUCGAAUCCAUUGAUUUAACUGAUCAAAACGAUCCUCUCUUAGAAAAUGCCACUGAUCAACAAACAUUAGAUAGUUUAGAAAAAGAGCUUGGUGUGUUGAAAAACCUUGCAGAUCCCCUGGGAGAACUUUACAGCUUACCCUACGAAGAGAUAUCAGCCUUCAACAUCCAGUUAGAGAAGAUGAGUAAGACUGUUACAGAUGUCCAUAUAACGUCAGGAAUAAAAGACCCCUGUAGAGUUGACACUCCGAGUUACCUUGGAGAAAAAAAUGAGUCUCCUACCUUGCUGUCAUCUCCGGAAAGCGACAAAGAUGAUGAUGAAGAAUUACUAGAGGAUAAGCAACAAGUCAUGGGACUCCACUGACUACGAGGAAAGUAGUUAUAAAUGUUUGAUUUUUGUCUAUUUGUACAGACUUAAAUGGCCGUUGAGUGGCUAAUUGCCUUCAGAAUUUCAAUGCAUAAUGUCUAUGCUAUUUCCAGGGUUUCUUAAUAAUAAAGAUUAGUGAAAAUAUUA
This is a messenger RNA of Ornithorhynchus anatinus (platypus), 2909 nucleotides long. RefSeq names its product zinc finger B-box domain containing (gene ZBBX). Bases 222 to 2759 code for a protein of 845 amino acids. NCBI's taxonomy places the organism in Eukaryota, Metazoa, Chordata, Mammalia, Monotremata, Ornithorhynchidae. The record is from RefSeq and is a predicted model, not a curated record. Gene Ontology annotation, molecular function: zinc ion binding. The transcript is spliced from 21 exons. Gene Ontology annotation, biological process: cilium movement. Gene Ontology annotation, cellular component: motile cilium.